GUUUGUUGACAGGUGUCUCUGCGCUACACGAAGCCGAGCCUCGCGCAGGGACCAGCAGCGUACUCUGAACCGGACAGACAGGAGAACAUGAGCUUCUUAUUCGGUUUGGACUCCCAUUCUGACGGCACCCAUUCACAGCCAUUGGUGAGCAAGUGAUGGAAUGCUACGUUUCUCCAAAUCUGUCCAUCUUGAAUGGCCUGAGGCGGGAAUCGUUCGUCUAAGACGUUUAAGCCGAAGAAGAAUAUCCCCGAAGGUUCCCAUCAGUAUGAGCUGCUCAAACAUGCUGAAGCCACGCUGGGCAGUGGGAACCUGCGGAUGGCCGUCAUGCUUCCUGACGGAGAAGAUCUGAAUGAAUGGGUGGCCGUCAACACGGUGGAUUUCUUUAACCAGAUUAACAUGCUUUACGGCACCAUCACGGAUUUCUGCUCGGAGGACAGCUGCCCGGUCAUGUCUGCAGGACCAAAAUACGAGUAUCACUGGGCAGAUGGGACCAACAUUAAGAAGCCUAUAAAGUGCUCGGCUCCCAAGUACAUUGAUUAUCUGAUGACGUGGGUUCAAGACCAGCUGGAUGAUGAGACCCUGUUUCCUUCUAAAAUAGGUGUUCCCUUCCCCAAGAACUUCAUGUCUGUGGCCAAGACCAUCCUGAAGCGUUUGUUCAGAGUUUAUGCUCAUAUAUAUCAUCAACACUUUGACGCGGUCAUGCAGCUUCAGGAGGAGGCUCACCUCAACACGUCUUUCAAACACUUCAUCUUCUUUGUGCAGGAGUUUAACUUGAUCGACCGCAAGGAGCUGGUGCCUCUUCAAGAUCUCAUUGAGAAACUCACAACAAAAGACAGAUAAAUUGAGAUAAGGAGGGGAACAGAAGUUAACCGUGAAGAACCCAUGAUCCUGCUCUCUCUUCUGACUCUCGUUUCUAUCUUUUGCUCUGAAUAGAUGAUUUUAACCCCACAGCACUGCUAGGAGAAGUGAAGGAAUGGCACAAUACUAAUAUUUCUAAAUGCAUCAAACCAUUUGAUGACAAAAUGAUGCCUGGAUGAAAUGGUAACAUAUGAUUUGAAAUCACAUUAUUGGUUCAGUUCGGUCACUGAAAGAGAGGGAUUUUAGCCUUUGAGAAUUGAACUUCGUACAGACUCCAGUGAUCCGGUUUGGUGCCUGUGUUAAAGCAAUGAAUGCUUUCUUUGACCAGUGUGAAUGUUAAAGUGCGUUUAAUUCUUCAGUUCUGUAACGCUGACAGCAAAAAGAUGGAGUUGAAUAGUUUAAGUCAGUUUUCCUAUGCAAUAAUGAUCUUGUUAUUUGUCCUCACUGAUGUUAAUGGACAAAAUUGUUGUUUGAAGUUCAUAUCAGAGCUGGUGUAUUGACUAUAUAUUUUGUAUUUAAUAUCGGUCACUUUGAAGUAUUUUAGCCAGGUUUUAAAUAAUAAAUAUGAAGUGUGCAUGCUAGAAUUGCUACUUUGUUGGACCCAGAUGGCUGAUGGGAAGUGUUAGCCUUGCAUUUAUAUCUUAUGCCAUGCAUUAAAAAGACGCAAAGAAAUGAAUGCAAACCGAGUCUUUGAUAAGAUGUUUGUUUUGCACAAGUUUGUCGUGAAGCAUUGAAUUUGUGCAACUGGGUUACCAGACUUUUCUUAAAUAUUUAAACCUGUUGAAUUAUUAAAGCAUUUUAGUUGUAAUAUACUUACUCAUACAGUCAGUACAGUUCUGAAAUAUUCAGUACGUUGAUGAAUUUAGCUUGAUUGUUUGGUUGUAUUAGUUGUUAAGGUUAGAGAUAUUCAGCUUUCGGUUCUGAAGUGAGUGAUUGUGGGCUUUUCUUCUCUACCUCCAUUCUAACCUUUUUUUCCAUCUCCGUUCCUCUAUUAACACUUUAUAGUUGUUUAAAAAUCCUUAGGUUUACGUUCCUUUGGACAUUUUGAUGUUAUUCAUAUUGUUUCACGAAUGUAAUAGUUUUACUUCUAGUGGUUUGGACUAUGCCAUAGUGUAAAAGUGCCAACCGCUGAUUAAUAUCAGAUAGAUGUGAAGUAUUUAUAAUGCUUUUUUGUCACUGAAAUUAGAAUAUAUUUUCCCUGAACUGUAAAAUAAUUACGGUAGAUUAAAUAUGUAAAUACAUGCAUAUGAUUUCCUGAUAAUAAUAAUAAUAAAAUCACUAACUGAUGGUAUUUUUGCUGUACAUAAAGCAAAUAAAACCCUUCUCUUAACAUUU
Carassius gibelio (silver crucian carp) is the source of this 2193-nucleotide messenger RNA. RefSeq names its product MOB kinase activator 1B. The transcript is spliced from 7 exons. NCBI's taxonomy places the organism in Eukaryota, Metazoa, Chordata, Actinopteri, Cypriniformes, Cyprinidae. Gene Ontology annotation, cellular component: cytoplasm; nucleus. The record is from RefSeq and is a predicted model, not a curated record. The coding region runs from base 316 to 840 and encodes 174 amino acids. Gene Ontology annotation, biological process: positive regulation of protein phosphorylation; hippo signaling. Gene Ontology annotation, molecular function: protein kinase activator activity.